This is a messenger RNA of Pimephales promelas (fathead minnow), 5036 nucleotides long. RefSeq names its product nuclear receptor interacting protein 1b (gene nrip1b). Gene Ontology annotation, cellular component: nucleus. Lineage: Eukaryota; Metazoa; Chordata; Actinopteri; Cypriniformes; Leuciscidae. Gene Ontology annotation, molecular function: signaling receptor binding; transcription coregulator activity. The record is from RefSeq and is a predicted model, not a curated record. Gene Ontology annotation, biological process: regulation of transcription by RNA polymerase II.
CGCGAGGGGAAAGUGUUGGAUUUUUGUGUCCUUCUCCAUGUGAGAUGUUCACAUCACACACUCCGCAUCCCAAUCAGCCGCGAGCCGUUGAUUAGUCAAGUUUGUUUGUGCGCAUCUUUCAGUAGUUUUGAGAGAUGUCCUUGGACAGACGUCCUUUUGUUCUAGCGGACCGCUCGGGGCUUAUGGAGGCAGCGCCUGCUUUCAUCCUGGCAUUAACACAGAGCUUCGACCUUGACCUGACUGAUAUGACCCGAAAGCUUUUAAGUAACUCUCUAAAACAGGAUUCAGUCAUGUGACACCGUGUUGAAGGGCUUAUGUGGCGCACUCACACUUGACUACAGGUUUGGGUUCCCGUGUGGCCACAUCUGAGAUCAGAAGAGCAAACGGCGUUUGGUUUCUCCCAGAAUAACUCCCAAAUAUAGAGUGUUUGCUUCAUCGGGACCGACAAAUCUGUGUGGAUCAGCCGUGUGGAUUUUCUCAUGCACGACGAUGGCAGCUGGGUUGUCGUACUUUACAUUACAAAUGCCCUCUAGUCCUGUAUGUAAAACCUUUUGACUGAAGAGAAACGAAAUCCAAAAAGCGCUACUGGAGUUCUCUGCUCUCAUCAUUUAUGGCACAGAUCUAAGACAUUUUCAGAAGUUGUAAAACACCACAUCAGGGCAUCCUGCUGUUGAACAUGACUCAUGGGGUGGAGUCUGGCCCUGAAACUCACCAGGAUUCUGCUGCUUUAACAUAUCUGGAAGGUUUGCUAAUGCAUCCGGUCACCACUGGGCCUGCUGCCACUGCCACACAGAGAUCAGAACCGGUUCAAAACACCGUGGAGAAUGCCAACAGGGUGACUAGGGUGUUUCAGCUCCCCAGUCGUGGCUCCCCCUUGCCAGACAAGGGUAGACCACCUAGUGCUGCCUCACAGCACCUUAAAAAAGCCAGACUGCUUCGCUCGGGAGCGUGGAAUGAAGACGACGGCCAGAAACGAUCAGGCGCCGUGGUGGACGCGAACGGACAGAGAAGGGAGCACUACGAUGGCUCCACGCAGGGAGAGAGCACCUUGCUGGCUUCUCUGCUCCAGUCCUUCAGCUCUCGGCUACAGAGUGUCGCCUUGUCCCAGCACAUUUCUCAAAGCCACAAAUCGCUCGACAGGGAGAGCAGUGAAAGUGCUCCUGUUGGUAAGGAAACCUACCAGAGUUACGGCACAGCGUCAGGCCGCCUAAAAAGCCUCAUGAGGAAAAGCAAGCACCAGAAACAGACCGUGCCUUACUGUGAUUCUCCUCACUCCUCUGCCCAGCCCUCCAGCUCAGAAUCACUGUCCUGCACAGAGCGACUCAAGGCUGUUGCCAACAUAGUGCGGACCAGGACCAGUCCGGCCCCUUCACCCAAGCCCAGUGUCGCUUGCAGCCAGCUGGCCUUGUUGCUGUCCAGCGAGGCUCAUCUACAGCAGUACUCCAGAGAACAGGCCUUAAAAGCACAAUUAACCAGUCGAUCAGCCAGCGAGAGGUUAGCGGCCAUAGCUACUCAAACGCAGGACAAGAGGCAACCAACACCCACCUCGGACAUGCUAAGCUCCUUAAAUGUUCAAAAUGGGACACUCCCCAGCAAAAGAAGCCCUUCCCUUUCCUCACCCACCAUGAGACCCCCCAAAGAGAGGCGGCCCUUCGACAGACAGGGUCGGCCGCCGCAGAACUGCAGCAGUCUGUUGCUUCUGCUUCUCAACAACCACAACUCCCAGCAGCAGCUCACCAGAAACGGACACCUGGAGGACGAGCCGAGCCGGGCCUCCUCCCUGCAUUCGGACAGCGAGUACUCCAACCAGGAUAACAGCCUGACCAAAGACAGCAGUGAUGCCGAGAGUUUCUCCAGCUGUUCCCCCAUCGACCUCUCCAUGAAAAGCAGAGGGCCUAGCCAAUCAUCCGAGCCCCCCUCGGAGUCUCUCGUAAACAAAUGGCCGAUGGUCCCUGAGGCCACCGAUCUGGAGACCAGCCCAGACAUGAAAUCCCACGAUAAGGUCACUCUAAUGCAGUUACUGCUGGACCACAGAAGGCAUAACAAAAGUUCAGAUAGUCCUGGUUUGCGGCCUGACUCGAUUAUCGGCAACUUGACCACAAAACGGAUUGGCACACCUGAGGACAGCAGAACACUGAGUCCUCUGCACCGGCAUACGGCUGCCUUCACCUCGGCCUCCCCUUCGUACUCCUUCCCCUCGCCUCAUGCCCAGUCCAGUCCACUAGAUCUGUGUAAGUCGAGUGAAAAGAUGGUGGAGCCUCCUUUCAGUGCCAGCAAGCUCCUACAGAAUCUAGCCCAGAGUGGUAUAAAGAACUUGUCACCUUCUCCCCCUCCUUUACACUCUCAAAUAGUGACGAGCAGAAGGCAAAGCCCAGAACUUGAGCUUGACAAGCCUCAGGCCCUCUUGGAUCGACUCGUCGUUCCGAACAAGCGGACUAAAGGUUCUUCACCUCACAAAUGCAACCAAUCACCCUCGUCGUCAACACAGAUUGAAAAUCUACUAGAGAAGCGCACUGUCCUGCAGCUUCUGCUGGGAACGGCUCCCCAGAAAGAAGGAACCAGUGGGCACAGAUUCGAAAGAUUUGAAGUAACCUCAGGGAGGCUGGAGAAGCCUCAGACCGAAGCCUCAAACGAGCCUUCUCUGGAGUGCAAGAUCAAAACAGAGCCAGUAGAGGAGAAUUUUUCAUCAGACAGCUCUAAUGAUGGGGUGUACCAUCGGAGACGAUCAUCACAACAACACUCGCCCGUUGCUGAAGCACAGGACGCGACAAAACCCGAGUUGUGUCCUACAGAAACCGCUGCUAAAUUUGGGCUUCUCAGCCAGCUUUUGAAACAACAGAAUGCUACCUACCAUUCAAACCCACACAGGAACUCUGUAAAAGUGGAGCCAAUGGAUUUUCAGAGUCCCGUCCCUAAAAAAAGAAAACUGACAGAGUGCCUAAGUAGUGAACUUUGUCAGUCGUCUGGAAAACCUGAAAUGAAUGGUAGAGGCCUUGUAAUACCAAAAGAGGAAGAUGUAGUUGGGAGUCCCAAGAGCAAAACUCCUCUCUCCAGAGAAAGCCAAGGCUUCAACGUUCUCAAGCAGCUCCUCCUGUCGGAGAACUGUCUGAAGGAGCUGUCCCAGCCAAGAGGGACAUCCCAGACCCCGAGUCCUUUCAUCCCUCAGGCAAACUGUGCAGCCAACGGGAACUUAUCCCCUUACGAGUUGUCAAACUUGCCAUGGUACCCGUAUUCUCUUCCCAAAACGGCCCCCACACCUGUUGAUACCACGUUAGUUUGGGCUAAAUCCUCUCCCGUAGCCAGUCCUAAACCACCCGAGGGGUCUCCUGGAGGAACUUUUAGCCGGGAGGAGAGAUCCAGUCAAGGCUCACCCCCUUUAACCAGGUCUAACCCGAUUCUUUACUACAUGCUUCAGCGGGGAAACGGUCAGCUCAGAGCUGAGAUCCAGGAUCAGGGGCAGCCGGCCCACUGCGUCACGAGUGCAAAAGUGGAGCCGUACAAUGACUAUGAGCACAGGAUCAACUGACCGAGAGAAGACCGCCUAAACGCUUCCGUGGACAAAUGGUAGAUGUGAACUACCAAAGAACUGCAUGUACGGUUAUUUUUUUUAUUUUCACAUCGUGAUUCUCCAUUUGCAUACACAUCUUUGAAUGUUUUUUUUUUGGAUGUAUGCUAAGCUAAAUUCUCUGUUCAGCACAACCACAAAAAGCUUUUUCUCCUUCCACAAGUGAAAUAUUUAUGAAGAACAUCCAAUUCCGUGUAUUAUUGAUGAAUCCAGAAACGUUACUGCUAAUUUCACACUAUAUUUAUCUACAGCCAAAUCAGGAUGCUUUUCGUUUUACUGAGACGUGUAAAAUUGUACAGUCGAAGCACAAUAUUGGAUUUGAAAUGUCCAUUUAUAAAGUCUAUUUUCUUACAGCAGAACGGCAGUGUAAUCUAUCAGGUAUCUUUCUUGUAAAGGUCAAGAAGGGUUUCACAUGUGAUCGAAAGGUAACGUUCCUGAAGUCAGAUUUACCGUGCUUUAUUUUUCAUCUGGAAUGAAACUAUAGCUGUUAUGUGGUGAUAAUGAUGGCAUGAUGUUUAAAAAAAAUCAAAAAAAUCUGAGUGUCAUAUUUUUAGCCAAUGAAAUGUACCUUUUUACAAUUUUGUAUCAUUUGUUGUUUUGUAUCUUAUCUAAAUCCCCUAUAAUGUAGCAUUCACACAUUUACGGUGUUGACAGGAAGUUGAAUAUUGAAAGAGAUUAUACCAUGAGGGUUGUUUCAGGACACUGUGUGAAUCAGACACUCGGAUUGGAAUUCACUUUGAUACUUUAGUGUUUUAUGUUCACUUUAUUUGAUUGAAAUAAUGUUGUUUUUUUUUUCAGAUAGGCCCAUCACUCGAGUCUUAAACAUUAAACUAGAAAAGAAAUUCACAGAUUUUAUUCCACAUUCUCUGUACGAUUUUGACAAUGAUUAGAUGCAUUUAUGUAAAUAUUGCUUUCAAGAUUACUAUUUUGUAUUGUUCAAGACAUAAAAUAUCAGUUUUUAACGUCUUGCGGUGUACAUACUGUAUGAAAACUGUAAUAAUGUACAUAGGGUACUGGAGGAUGAUGCUUUUCUGCAUGUGUAUGUUGUGCUAACGAUAAUCUUUGUUCAUCUACUGCUCUGUUCGAGGCUCUGCCUGUAGCAUGCUGUGUGCAUGGGGAGUCCCUGUGUUAUGGGGAAAUGUCAAGUCUUAAAAUAGAUGCUUUUAUCAUGGAGAGAUGGGUACUUAAACCAUAAUCUGUCUGCAAAUGCAGUCCUAAACUGUUGAGCCUGUGCUCAAACCUGAGGAAAGUGUGCGUAAUUGUUUCUUUUUUCUGAAUGGUUUUGUUCGUUGACUAAAAAAACAACAUCGUUUAAUUUAGAGUCUCUCAUCAAUGUUGUGGCUCUGCAUUGUGAAAAAAAAAAAACUUCAUAUACUCCUAUGUUGACUGGAGACUUUUAGUUUUCUUAUUUUCUGUCUUCUUUGGUGUUUAUUUGCACUGAUAGCAUAAUAAAAUAUUGAAAUGCACAGAA